UCAAUUCACAGCCAGCUGUGAGGGCCGACGGUUGCACCUGUCUGUGGAACACGAUGUCAAUUAUAAGCAGGUGUCUGCUGCUGCUGCUGCUCGCCAGUGUUCUCUGUGGCACAGAGAACGGCGCCAACGCUUCAUAUGCACCUGGCACCGUGCUGGACAUUCAGCUGGGCGAUGUGAUUAUCGAGCAGUUUAGCUAUAUACCCACGCGUCAGGGCUACGAGUUCGGUUAUACACUGCCCAAUGGCACACAUCGCGAUGAGGUGGGCGAGCUGAUCAACGAUCGCUCCACGCCCGAGGAUAUACAGAAUGCCAACAAUUUUCAGAGGAACGCUCGACCCUCGCGUCGUCCGGGUCUCAAGAAUCGCAAAUUGUCACCGAAAUCUCUCUCAUCACUGGCUGGCUGAGCUUCUCACCUAUUUUUUAGACUUAGCUCAAGGCUAGACUUUGAGGUUUUCCCAGUUUUAGGCAAGUUUGUGUUAAUGUUUGUUCUACGUAUUAGUUAAGGUGCUUUUUCUAUGGUUUCCGAAUCGACUUAAAUUAAAACUACAAAAUGCAAUUCAAUAAAAUAUUGAAAGACGAUAAACAAAAAUGUGCUAGUGUCAAUAUCUAAAGUAAAUCAAGUGCGGAUUGUAGUUGGAUAAUAUUUUAUUCGAGAAGAUCUGUUUACUGAGAUAAAAAGUAGACUUUGGUUGUCAUUUGGUUAAUAAAAAUUAAUCAUCAAAAGAAAAAAAUAUAAACAAAACAGUUCGAACAACUGAUCAUAAUCCAACUGAAA
Messenger RNA from Drosophila virilis, 775 nucleotides. RefSeq lists its product as uncharacterized. The record is from RefSeq and is a predicted model, not a curated record. NCBI's taxonomy places the organism in Eukaryota, Metazoa, Arthropoda, Insecta, Diptera, Drosophilidae.